AGCAACUAAUAGUAUCUUUUGUCUCUGCCGAGAGGCCUACAGGUUCUCGUUGCCUCAUAACCAUGGCACCGAAGACUGUCUCGACACCUUCUUCUACCCCUGCUUUGAAGAAAUCCUCUUCUUCGGGUGGACAGAAGACUCUCUUGGGCUUCUUCCAGAAGACGCCCUCGACCGCCUCGCCAGCCCGAUUGCCUUCUCGAUCAGCAGUUGAGACGCCUGUUCCAUCGAAGGCUCGCACCAAAUCUGUUGGCACGUCUUCAAGUUCCCUGACUCCUGUUCCUAGCAGUGAUGCAUUGGAACCGGAAGAUGAGGACAAUAUCCCCAAGGCGAGCCUUCCUCCUUCCAAAGGUCUGCCAUCGCCAGUCUCAGCUGACGAUGAGCAGACUAAUGGCAGGGAGGAGCUGACAGCCUCCGGGACACCUUCACGAAGGGCCAAAACCAAGAAGAUCAACUAUCUCGAGUCCGAUAGCGAAGGCACUGAUGGUGACGACGUUUUCAAGCCCACCCCUGGUCGCCGCUCUCGACCUACAAAACGCAGACGUGUGUCCGAUAGUGCGGACGAGGACGUCUACGAACAGGAGAAUGAGGCGGAGCCGGAAGAUGAAAUGGAUGACUUCAUUGUUCCCGAUGACUCUGAAGAUGAAGUACGCCGGCCUGCUAAGCGCAAGCGGGCGUCCAAAAACACUUCCCGAACUGCGUCGUCUCAUGCCACUCCUGCAGCGCCUCAAGUCGAGGUCGGUGCCGACCUGGAGGUUCCUGAGGGCACUUCGACUGCUCAGCAGUGGACGUACGAUCCCGAAAACCCUCAGCCUUUGCAACCACGACCUACCAACAUUCCAUCCAAGCAGCCGAGCGGAAAGAAACAGAAAGCCCACAUGACCGAGCCAGAAAAACGCCACGCGUGGCUCGAGGAUAUCAGAGAUAUGGACCGUAAUCCACCUGGCCAUCCUGACUACGACCCACGCACCCUGUACAUUCCACCUAUGGCGUGGACGAAAUUCUCUCCGUUCGAGAAGCAGUACUGGGAAAUCAAGCAGAAGUUCUGGGACACGAUUGUAUUUUUCAAGAAAGGCAAAUUCUAUGAACUCUAUGAGAACGAUGCGACGAUUGGUCAUCAAUUGUUCGAUCUGAAGUUGACCGACCGUGUAAACAUGAGAAUGGUGGGCGUUCCAGAGUCGAGUUUGGAACUCUGGGCAAAUCAAUUCGUUGCAAAGGGGUUCAAGAUUGCUCGAGUUGACCAGCAAGAGACUGCUCUGGGUAAAGACAUGCGUGAGCGGGAGGAAAAGUCCAGUGGAUUUGCCGGCAAGAAGAGCAAAGAAGACAAAGUCAUCAAAAGAGAACUGGCCUGUGUGCUAACAGCUGGCACAUUGGUCGACGGCGCAAUGCUCCAGGACGACAUGUCGACGUAUUGCGUGGCAAUCAAGGAAUCCGAGGUCGAUGACAUGCCUGCGUUUGGUGUGGCGUUUGUCGACACCGCCACUGGUCAAUUCAAUAUAUCAGAGUUUGUCGACGAUGCAGAUCUGACCAAGUUUGAGACAUUCAUUGCUCAGACAAGACCCCAAGAGAUUCUGCUCGAAAAGGGUGGUGUGACAACGAAGACGUUGCGCAUACUUAAGAACAACACCAGCCCAACGACUAUCUGGAACUACUUGAAACCUGGCAAAGAAUUCUGGGAAGGUCAUAUCACUGCCAAAGAGAUCGAAGCCGAGAGCUACUUCCCCAAUGAGUGGCCUGAACUACUGCAACAGGUGAAAGAAAAGGAGCUCCUCAUGUCUGCCCUCGGUGCUUUGAUCCAGUAUCUGCGAUCUUUGAAGAUCGAGCGAGAGCUCGUGACAAUUGGUAACUUUACAUGGUACGAUCCCAUCCGCAAAGCGACGAGCCUGGUCCUUGAUGGUCAGACCUUGAUCAAUCUGGAAGUCUUUGCCAACUCCUAUGACGGUGGAAGCGAGGGCACGCUCUUCCAGCUCCUCAACCGCUGUAUUACGCCAUUCGGCAAACGCUUAUUCAAACAAUGGGUGUGUCAUCCACUCAUGGACACGAAAAAGAUCAAUGCACGCCUGGACGCCGUUGACUCGCUCAACGCUGAUGUCAAAGUCCGGGACCGUUUCACUUCGCAAAUGACAAAAAUGCCCGAUCUUGAGAGGUUGAUAUCUCGUGUACACGCCGGAACCUGCAAAGUUCAAGACUUCGUCAGAGUCCUUGAAGGGUUCGAGCAGAUUGACCACACCAUAUCCUUGUUGCGCGAUGGUACAGGGCAAGCAUCACACGGCGAAGGUGUCAUCGGCCAACUCAUCUCGGCCAUGCCGGAUCUCCAGCCCCGUCUCAAAUAUUGGCACGAUGCAUUUGACCGCGUCAAGGCAAAGGAAUCUGGCAUCCUGGUGCCCGAGCGCGGGAUCGAAGAAGAGUUCGACAAGUCGCAGGACACCAUUGAUGCCAUCAAUAGGAAAUUUGAUGACCUUCUCCGCAAAUGGCGUUCAGCGCUCAAGUCUAAUGCCAUUUGCUACCGCGACAACGGCAAGGAAAUAAUGCAAAUGGAAGUGCCUGCUCGCACCGCUGUGCCCACCGGUUGGGAUCAAAUGUCGGCCACCUCGAGCGUGAAACGAUACUACUUUCCUGAACUACGGACCCUGGUGCGGAAUCUGCAAGAAGCACAAGAAACACACUCCCAGAUCGUCAAGGAUGUAUCCCGCAAACUUUACGCCAAGUUCGACGAAAACUACGAUAUAUGGCUCGCGGCGGUCAAGAUCAUCGCGCAACUGGACUGUUUGAUCUCCCUUGCGAAGGCGAGCACGUCUUUGGGACACCCGAGCUGUCGCCCUGAAUUCGUCGACCCGUCUGACAAUGAUGACGGGGGCCGGUCGACGUUGGAACUCGUUGAUCUGCGGCAUCCGUGCCUUUUGAGCAGAGUCGACGACUUCAUUCCCAACGACAUCGUGUUGGGAGGCGGCUCCCCAAACCUCACCCUCCUGACAGGUGCGAAUGCAGCAGGUAAAUCCACCGUCCUUCGAAUGACCUGUAUCGCGGUAAUCAUGGCUCAAAUCGGCUGCUACCUCCCCUGUGCGUCGGCUCGUCUCACCCCGUUUGACCGAAUCAUGUCCCGCCUAGGGGCUCAGGACCAUAUUUUUGCCGCACAAUCAACUUUUUUCGUGGAGCUGGCAGAGACAAAGAAAAUUCUCAGCGAAGCUACACCACGCAGCCUUGUCAUCUUGGAUGAGUUGGGAAGAGGUACGUCUUCACACGACGGUGUGGCAGUCGCACAGGCUGUGCUGCAUCACCUCGCUACACAUGUGGGCUGCUUGGGUUUCUUUGCCACCCAUUAUCACUCGCUCUCUUCGGAGUUUGCGCAUCAUCCAGAAAUAGCGCCCAAGAGGAUGAAGAUUCUUGUGGAUGACGCUGAUCGACGGGUGACUUUCCUCUACAAGUUGGAGGAGGGCACCGCCGAGGGAUCUUUCGGUAUGCACUGCGCCAGCAUGUGUGGAAUCUCGAACCAGAUCAUUGAACGGGCGGAAGAAGCGGCCAAGGAAUGGGAGAUUUCGAACCUCAUGGCGCGAAAGCAGAGGGUCAAGAGCGUUCAUGGUGGCAAGACCCAUGCAAAGGAUGGGAGCGAGAAGGACGAAGAGAAGGAGGUGCCGUUGGGCAUCUUGAGCGAUCUUGCACGCAUCCUGAAGGGAGAAGAGGUGCAAGACCGCGGACUCGACGUGCUGGUCAAGUGCAUUGAGGCUUUGUGAGCGCCGGCUUGGGCUUGCGUCUGUGUUGAGCGAUGUCUGAGCCCGACUGUCUGUUUUGCGGACUUAUGGCUGGUUUCAUCCCCGCUGAUUUUCCUUGUCCCGGAUGCUGGUGUGUGCUAGGGUUCAUGGAGUAAUGGAAUCUUAUCUCGAUGGACGGAGGUAGGUUUGUUCGGUGCUCAAAGCGAAAAGAUAAAAGAAGAAGAAAAGAGAGAUCUGACCUGACUUGUUUUGACACCUUUGCUGGUUGCAUGGACGCGUCAGCUGUAUAUUACUACACCGGUCCUCGGUACAUAGGACAUAGGAGAAGAGCUUUCGAAAGGCUACAGAUUCUUUGAGGCGUCGGCGAAAGUUUCCUUUGCUUCCAUCUCACCACACCACAGCUUCCUACCCCAGGCAGGAGGUGUGGAGCUGCCAGACUGUUGUUUUCGAG
Messenger RNA from Cladophialophora immunda, 4158 nucleotides. RefSeq lists its product as uncharacterized. Bases 63 to 3728 code for a protein of 1221 amino acids. The record is from RefSeq and is a predicted model, not a curated record. The transcript has 3 exons. Gene Ontology annotation, biological process: mismatch repair. Lineage: Eukaryota; Fungi; Ascomycota; Eurotiomycetes; Chaetothyriales; Herpotrichiellaceae. Gene Ontology annotation, cellular component: nucleus; MutSalpha complex. Gene Ontology annotation, molecular function: ATP-dependent DNA damage sensor activity; mismatched DNA binding; ATP binding.